Rhipicephalus microplus (southern cattle tick) is the source of this 1713-nucleotide messenger RNA. Its product is annotated as gonadotropin-releasing hormone receptor. Gene Ontology annotation, biological process: G protein-coupled receptor signaling pathway; cellular response to hormone stimulus. Lineage: Eukaryota; Metazoa; Arthropoda; Arachnida; Ixodida; Ixodidae. The record is from RefSeq and is a predicted model, not a curated record. Gene Ontology annotation, molecular function: peptide binding; G protein-coupled receptor activity. Gene Ontology annotation, cellular component: plasma membrane.
UUUUUUGCAGACUUGUGGAUUCGACGAAAACCAGCCAUGACACCUAUGAUAUUCUGGCAGUUGUAGCACAGAACGUUUGCACUUGCUGCAAAGAGCGCAUUGCACUUGAAAGUCACCACGAAGCAAACUUGAGGACAGUACUUAGACGUCUACUUGAAGGCUGCAAACGGGCCUAUACAAAAACAUCCACAACGGCGGCUCUCGAAUUUGCGGGACCUAAAUUCGAAGACCACUUGUCUCAAUGUCUCGGAGGCCGUCUUCAACGAGGCAUAAAAAGAGACAAACGCUGGCUCAGCGGUAGCGCUGUUUCCGCCGGGAUAUUCGAUAUCGCUUCGUCCUCGGCCGUCCAACACGAGAAUGAGACGACGGCGGAAAACGAUACCACAGAAGACGCCGUGCUAGGUCCUCAGUAUGCGAGCACCCUGAGAAUCGCCGUCAUCGGCGCCAUGCUCGUACUGUCUCUCGUCGGCAAUUCGUUCGUCUGCUACCGGCUUCUGACGUCCCGACGCCGGCGGUUGAUCAAGACGCAAGUCCUGUUUCUCAACUUGACCUUUGCCGACCUUUUGGUCACUCUGAUCACAAUGAACUCGCAGCUCCUCUGGGAGAUUGUGGGACGCGUGUGGGUCGCCGGCGAGAUUCCUUGCCGCAUGUUCAAGGUGCUGCAGACGUACGCGCUCGUCUCGUCCACCUACAUGCUGGUGGGCAUCGCCGUAGAUCGCCACUUCGCCAUCUGCAGUCCAUUGACGCCGGCACCCAAACCUCGGCUGGUGGCCGCAACCUGUUGGCUGCUCUCUCUAAUACCAUCCGUGCCGAACCUGUUCGCGUUCCGUCUCGUCGCAGUUCGGGGCAAACACUACUGCGCCUCGAUCUUCUACGUGUACCGGGACUACAACGCUGUGCGGCAGAUCUACAUGGCCUUCGUCUUCACUCUCGUGUUUGUCCUGCCACUGGUUGCACUGGUCGGCCUUUACGCGAGUGUGCUAUUUCGCUUGUGGAAAGUGGCCGCCAUGACCCCGCCGCCAUCGCUGCGCGCUCAGCACGUCGCUAGUUCUCCUGGCUGCCACCCAGACCGCAGCACGCUGCCUAAAGCGCGCGUGCGGACGCUGAAGAUGGCGGCCAUCAUAUCCUUGGCCUUCUUGGUGACGAAUCUUCCGUACAUGGUGCAAGAGAUGCUGCUGGCCUUCGCUCCCCACGUGUCGCUCGGACCGCACGCGACUGCGGUGUUCGGCGUCAUCUCGGCCUCCAACAGCGCCCUCAACCCGUACAUCUACUUGGCGUUCAACGGAGGCUCGGGAUCCACCGUGCGUGGAGCGCGCGGCGUCUGGCGUCACCUGACGCGUUCCUCGGCUUCCAAGAGAGGCACCGCCUCGUUUCGCACGCAGUGGAGCCCGCUCAGGGCACCCGAUCCCAAGAGAGCACCGGCGAUGCCAGAGCUGCCUCUUGCACACGAUGCUGAACACGACGAAAUAGAGGACGAAGCGGGAUAGAAGGUUUAAUAGAAGUUGUCAUUGAGAAGGACCGUGCUGGAACUGACAUUAGAUAGACAGGUGACGAUAACGAUGACGACAAUAAUUAUCCUAGUACGUAUAUCACAUGUUUCACGUUAUGUAGCAGAUUGUUGACGAUGUGUUAUUCAUCUCAGCUUUCUGUUAUGUUGCUGGCUUAGCAGCUGAUGCUUGAGCGAUAAUAAUAAAUACUGAUUUUUGUGGUGUA